AUGCAUGCAGGAAAUGAAACCACGGUAACAGAAUUUAUCCUUGUGGGAUUUUCUGUGAUUCCAGGACUUGAAUAUUUAUUUAUUACAGUGCUUUUAAUUAUCUAUGUAAUAACCGUUCUUGGAAACGCAUCUAUUAUCUUUACUUAUUCUCUUUGUUCAGAGCUGCACACCCCUAUGUAUUUUUUUCUUACCAACUUUUCCUUUUUAGAAAUAUGUUAUGUUUCCACCACUUUUCCAAAGCUUUUAUCAGAUUUAUUAAGAGAACAAAAAUCAAUCUCCUUCUUUGGCUGUGCUGUGCAAAUGUAUACUUUUUUCCUUAUUGCCGGCCUGGAGUGCUGUAUGUUUGCAGCCAUGGCGUACGAUCGGUAUAACGCUAUAUGCCAUCCCCUCUUGUAUCAAACUAUUAUGAACAGAAAAGUGUGUGUUCAGCUCUUGGCUGGGGGUUUGAUCAUUAGCUCGACAAACUCUCUAAUACACACUCUCCUAACGUUCAAGUUGCCCUUCUGUGAUAAGAUUAUCAAUCACUUCUUUUGUGAUAUUCCUCCUUUACUGAAACUGGCAUGUAGAGUAAACCUAACAAAUAUAAUUGCUCUCUUUAUCAUUGGUGGCUUCAUUCUUGUUGGAUCGUGUGUUUGUAUUGUUCUUUCUUACACUCGAGUCAUUGCAACUAUCCUAGGUAUCCAUUCCACUUCUGGUAGAAUGAAAGCGUUCUCAACCUGUUCCUCUCACUUGACAGCAGUUACAAUAUUUUAUGGAUCCGGUAUUUUUAUGUAUUUAAGACCCAAACCAAGUUAUGAAAUUGAUCAGGACAAGCAGAUUGCUCUUAUGUACACUAUUAUUGCACCACUGCUCAAUCCCUUUAUAUAUACGCUUAGAAAUGUGGAUUUUAAUGUAGCUUUUAGAAAGAUAAUACAACAUGUGUUUUCUCGAAAAUUCUAG
This is a messenger RNA of Xenopus tropicalis (tropical clawed frog), 939 nucleotides long. RefSeq names its product olfactory receptor family 5 subfamily AR member 54 (gene or5ar54). The record is from RefSeq and is a predicted model, not a curated record. Bases 1 to 939 code for a protein of 312 amino acids. Gene Ontology annotation, biological process: detection of chemical stimulus involved in sensory perception of smell; signal transduction; G protein-coupled receptor signaling pathway. Gene Ontology annotation, molecular function: olfactory receptor activity; G protein-coupled receptor activity. Gene Ontology annotation, cellular component: membrane; plasma membrane. The transcript has a single exon. Lineage: Eukaryota; Metazoa; Chordata; Amphibia; Anura; Pipidae.